GCGCGAGCGGACGCCGUCCACACAAAUGCUUUCCCAUUUCGUCGGCAUGGCUGUAGUUCGCCGCCCUCCGGCAUCACUGUCUUCAUCGGCCGCCCUCCACCGCCGACCGCCGCUACCUCGACCUGUCUUCAGCUAUCCGCGAUCCCUUUUCUCCUUUUCUUCCCCACUGGGAAAGACUCGAAUCUGCUGCUCCGCCCAACGGCAGGCGCUCUUUAACCGCAUCGCCCCCAUCUACGACGAUCUGAACGAUCUGCUCAGCUUGGGGCUGCACCGAUCCUGGAAGAGGAUGUGCAUCUCCUGGAGCGGGGCAAAGAAAGGGGAUCGAGCACUUGAUCUGUGCUGCGGAAGUGGCGAUUUGACGUUCCUUCUCUCCCAGAAGGUGGGACUCCAAGGAGAGGUUUGCGGUCUAGAUUUCUCAAGAGAACAACUAUCCAUUGCUUCCGUUCGUCAAGACUUGUAUUGGAAAGCUUCCUACCAAAACAUUCAGUGGAUUGAAGGUGAUGCACUAAAUCUACCAUUUCCAGAUUGCUACUUUGAUGCAAUUACCAUGGGAUAUGGAUUGCGUAAUUUGGUUGACAGACAAAAAGCUCUCAGGGAGAUUUUCCGGGUUCUAAAGCCAGGUUCAAAGGUCUCCAUCUUAGAUUUCAAUAAGAGCACAUCAAAUCUUGUAAACACGGCACAAGUACUGUGUUCUCCAAUCCUCACAAAGCCCAAACCAUGCUUAAUUUUUCUUUCUUUCAUCAGUUUUUUGUUUUUACUUUAUUGGGAAACAACUAAAGAUCUGUGCUUCCAUGGUUUAGGAAUGGAUGCUAGACAAGGUAGUCGUUCCCGUUGCAAGCAACUACGGGCUUUCGCAAGAGUACGAGUACUUGAAAGGAUCAAUUGCUGAAUUUUUAACAGGAAAAGAAUUGGAAAAGCUUGUCGAUGAAAUAGGAUUUUCCAAAGCGAGGCACUACGAAAUUGGUGGAGGUUUCAUGGGGAAUCUAGUGGCAACCAAAUAGCUGGGGCAAAAGAAUUUUGUAUGAACUCGAUUGGAAUGCUUUUAUUGAAAUUGCUGAAACAGUCCCCAUAAGGCAAGAACUAUCAAACAUGCAGAUAGCCGCGACUGCGUCUCCCAGAAGAACAUGAGCUUCUGUUGCACCACUUUAAAAUUUUGAUCUUUGAUUUUAGUGUUUUGUUCUUUUUUUUCUGAAAUGAUUAUGAAUGGACUUGGUUGGCACCUGACCAUUUCUACUUCUCAAUUAAAAUAUAAUUCUGUGUAGUUUGGUGCU
Molecule: messenger RNA, 1271 nt
Organism: Zingiber officinale
Lineage: Eukaryota; Viridiplantae; Streptophyta; Magnoliopsida; Zingiberales; Zingiberaceae
Product: 2-phytyl-1,4-beta-naphthoquinone methyltransferase, chloroplastic-like
Exons: 7
Coding region: 26-889 (287 amino acids)
Biological process (GO): phylloquinone biosynthetic process
Molecular function (GO): 2-phytyl-1,4-naphthoquinone methyltransferase activity
Source: RefSeq, a predicted model, not a curated record